Molecule: messenger RNA, 2319 nt
Organism: Cornus florida
Lineage: Eukaryota; Viridiplantae; Streptophyta; Magnoliopsida; Cornales; Cornaceae
Product: PR5-like receptor kinase
Exons: 3
Coding region: 1129-2160 (343 amino acids)
Biological process (GO): protein phosphorylation
Molecular function (GO): ATP binding; protein kinase activity
Source: RefSeq, a predicted model, not a curated record
ACUACUGUACACUUCUGGGCACUUUCGCCUAAGAAUCGAGAGAGAGAGUGUGUGUGUGAGUCAAGUCUUUGUAGUGUUAGUCUUCUUGUUUUUUUUUCUAUUUUUUUUUUUUUUUUUUUGGGGACUUUGUAGUGUUAGACAAUGAGAGGAACUUCUUCAUUGGCCGAGCAUUUCUAGGCCGCCCAUUUCUAAUGCAAGUCUUGGGUCUCCUCUGAGUCUGCUUCUGUAAGUCUUCCAUAUCAUUUUCCUAUAAACGAAAAACAAGAAGGGACACAAUUAACUUGUUUUAAGCAAUAGAAUUGGAUUUUUAAUUUUGUAAAUGGAGAACUUCAAAUGGCUAUUGCCUCCAUUUUUGCUUUCGUUUUUCUUUCCCAUCUACCGCUUAUUCACUCAGCUGAAGAUGAUACCAAAAGCCUACCCACUUGCCCACAGUCCUUCCUAUGCGGAAUUCACAGCCCCAUCAGCUUCCCUUUCACAAAUACCACGUAUGGCCAUUGCGGUAUUGUGAUAGAUUGUGGUCAAACAGUUCCAAAGGUCCAAGUAGGAAGCCAACACUGGUAUGAUGUUAUGAUCCAAGUGACAAAUUGCUUGAAAUUCAUGAUCCCCUGCUUGAAGAUCACAUAUCUCAUAAAGAUGUAAUGACACGUUUAGGAAUCUAACUCUUACCGAGUUUCCUUUCGUUUCCUUCACCAUAACACCCAAUCUCACCUUCUUCAAGUGCAACAAUACUCCUCAAACAGAGUAUACUAGUUACAACAAAUGCAUAGGCUACUCAAUUUAUUACAAUUAUCCAGGUUAUGACGAACCUCCACCUGCUAGUCUUCUCCAUGAAUGUUCAGCUAUUCAGCUGCCAAUAUCAUUGUGGUCUCCAACCCCCGGACACCCAUUUUCAAUAUUGACUGCAACUGUCCCUCUUGAAUUGCAUAUAUCCCAUGAUUGUCUUGAUGUCAAAGCAGUGGAGGCCAAUGCCUAAAUAUCCAUCAAGAGUUUCAAUGUCAUGUGAAGGCAAAAGGAAAAAGAAAGUACACAUUGCUAAUAACACUAGGAUCAGGCAUUUCAGCAGCUGUACUGCUAGUAGCAGUAAUCCUACUCUGUCGCUUCAGGAGAAAAUGCUCAUUAGUUAUAUCCAUGAUCUUUUGGAAGAAGGAAAGAGAGAACCAUCAACAACUUGAGAUCUUUAUGAAGAACUACGGGUCCCUUGCCCCAAAAAGAUACGGUUAUUCAGAUGUUAAGAAAAUGACCAAUUCUUUUGUGUACAAACUUGGUCAAGGAGGAUAUGGAGGUGUAUACAAGGGAAAGCUACAAAAUGGGCGUUUGGUGGCAGUGAAGGUUUUGACCGGUUCAAAAGGUAACGGGGAAGAAUUUACUAAUGAGGUAGUAAGCAUUAGUAGGACUUCCCAUGUUAAUGUUGUCACCCUUCUAGGUUUUUGUUUUGAGGGCACCAAAAGAGUUCUUAUCUAUGAGUUCAUGCCUAAUGGAUCUCUUGAGAAGUUCAUAUAUGAUGAAAGUUCCUCAACAAAACGUCAAUUAGGGUGGGAAACAUUGUAUCAAAUUGCAAUUGGCAUUGCUCGAGGAUUAGAGUACUUACACCGGGGUUGCAACACAAGAAUUUUGCACUUUGACAUUAAGCCUCAUAACAUUCUUCUAGAUGAAGACUUAUGCCCAAAGAUCGCUGAUUUCGGUCUUUCUAAACUAUGCCCGAACAAAGACAGUAUCAUAUCAAUGUUGGGCGCAAGAGGGACGAUUGGAUAUAUUGCUCCAGAAGUAGUUUCAAGACGCUUCGGAGGGAUAUCUCACAAGUCAGAUGUCUAUAGUUAUGGAAUGAUGGUUUUAGAGAUGGUUGGAGGGAGAAAGAAUAUUGAUGCUGGAGUUGAUCAUACCAGUGAAAUAUAUUUUCCACAUUGGAUAUACAAUCGUGUGGAACUGGAUGAGGAUUUGGGACUUCAUGGAAUUAUGAAUGAAGAGGAAAAUGAAAGAGCCAAGAAGAUGAUAAUAGUGGGCUUAUGGUGCAUACAAACUGACCCAUCAAAUCAGCCAUCUAUAAAUAUGGUGUUGAAAAUGUUAGAAGGGAGCCUAGAGUCCUUGCAAAUCCCACCCAAGCCAUUCUUUUCUUCUCCCCCAAGACCACCUGCAAAUUCUUCAACCAUACAAAUAUUGUAAUAUUGUGCUUUAAUUAUGUAAUCUUAAGUGCACCAUCAUUUUUUAUCUUACUUUGUAUUGGUUUUCAUCAAGUGAUUUAACCAACUCAAUCAAAUCAUUUGGUCUCAUUUGGCUAAUUGAAUGAGAAUCUUCUGUCUCAAAUAAGGAAAAGUAGUCUCA